GCAAUAAGAAGAACCGAGUCGUACCGCGUGACGAAAACACGACAAUAUGGACAAUCCUUUUUGCGACACUUUUCGUUGAAUCUAAUGCCGACUGUCAAGUCAACUUCAAACGCCACAAUACUACUCAAACCUCAUUCAUCAACCUCUCAAAUCAAAACCAAAAAUAACAAUUUCAAUUCAUCCUUCAUCCUCUAAUGGGGCAGGGAAAUUCAAAAUCAAGCUCAUCAUCGGAUGACUCUACAAACGGCGAUGGUUCCAAUUCGAAAUCAUGCACAUCGCGUCGCCAGAGAAUCAAGAAGAAGCUUAGUCUUCAUCGUCAUCUUCAUCGUCGUGGUGAUCGGAAGAAAAACGGUUAUGGUUCUCAGCAUCCGAAACUGAGCAGCUUAGAGGAUUUUGCAGGAAUCGCUUUGGUCACUAUUGUUUCGGCGGAGAUGAGAUUCAAGGAUAAGUGGCUCGCGUGUAUUUCCAUUGGAGAACAGACGUUUCGCACUGAAAUUUCUCAACAGACCAUGAGCCCUCAAUGGAACUCGGAAAAGAAGUUUCUUUUGGAAAGAAAUGGGCCACAUGUUGCAAAAGUAACUGUUUUUGAGACCAAUAGACUGUCAAAGAACCAUCUAAUUGGGUAUUGUGAGGUAGAUCUGUUUGAUUUUCUUAGCCAGGAUUCAGAUUCUGGCAUUGAAGUUAAGUUAUUGGAUCCAUCACCACCCAAUGGUGAAGUUGGCAACAUAUAUCUUUCAUGUUCUAUCGAGGACCCUACUGAAACAGAGAAAAGCUUUGCAAGGCGCAUUUUGUCGAUUGUUGAUUAUAAUGGUGAUGGACAAUUAUCCUUUAAUGAGUUCUCGGAAUUAAUCAAUGUUUUUGGCAAUCAACACGCAGAAAAAAAGAAAGUGGAGCUCUUUAACGCGGCUGAUGAAAAUGGAGAUGGUGUUGUGAGCAUCGAUGAACUGGCUACACUUUUAGCUGUGCAACAAGAAAAGGAGCCACUCAUUAAUAACUGUCCUGUUUGUGGGGAGUUUCUAGAAGUUUCCGAUAAGUUGAACUCGAUGAUUCAUAUGUCACUGUGUUUUGAUGAAGGCACUGGGAACCAGAUUAUGACCGGAGGCUUCUUAACUGAUAAACAAGCUUCAUACGGGUGGAUGUUUAAACUCUCCGAAUGGGCUCAUGUCUCAUCCUAUGAUGCCGGCUUGAACUCUGGUUCAAACGCUUCACAUAUUGUGGUGUUUGAUAGGAAGAAAAAGAGGCUUGUGGAGGAAAUAAUUGAUGGAAAGAUAGUAUUAUCGAUGAGAGCUAUAUAUCAAUCUAAAGUAGGGCUUGGGAUUAUGGACAAAGGGGCGAAAGAAUUAUUGCAAAGCAUAUCAGAAAGGCAGGGCAAGAAAAUGAAUUCACCCGAAUCUGCAAAAGAUAUACCAGCAUUCCUAAAAUUUUUCAAGGAUCAAAUCAAUAUGGAUGAAGUUAAAUACCCUUUGCAUCAUUUUAAGACUUUCAAUGAAUUCUUUAUAAGAGAGUUGAAACCGGGAGCCAGACCAGUUGCCUAUGCUGGACGCGAUGAUGUUGCUGUUUGUGCGGCUGAUUGUCGGUUAAUGGCGUUUAAUACAGUCGAAGAAAGUCAAAGAUUUUGGAUCAAGGGUAAGAAGUUUUCGCUAAGUGGUCUUCUCGGUAAUACACACGGCUCAGAUACUUUCAACGGUGGAACGCUCGUGAUAUUUCGUUUGGCGCCACAGGAUUAUCAUCGUUUCCAUUUCCCGGUUUCUGGGAAGAUCGAGCAUAUUGUUAACAUACCUGGAUGCUUAUAUACGGUCAACCCGAUAGCUGUAAACAGCAAGUAUUGUAACGUGUUCACGGAGAACAAGCGUGCUGUAUCUAUUAUAUCAACCGCAGAUUUCGGGAAGGUGGCGUUUGUGGCAAUUGGAGCAACCAUGGUUGGUAGCAUUGAAUUCACGAAGAAGAAGGGAGAUUAUGUCCAAAAAGGAGAUGAGUUUGGGUAUUUCUCGUUUGGUGGAAGUACAGUCAUAUGUGUGUUUGAAAAGAAUUCAAUCGCGAUAGACGAGGACCUUUUGGCUUACAGCGCAAGAUCAAUCGAAACCUUAGUUUCCGUUGGAAUGCAGUUGGGCGUGUCAGUUAGAAAACGAACGGAACUUCCAUUACCAGACAUUAAUAACAUAAGGAUGUUUUAGUUUACUUUACAUGAUGGAAAUAAAACUGAUGUAUGGUUUUGUUUUUCGACUUAGCUUACUUGUAGAAAUACCAAACUAGCUCUGAUUCUUCAACUUUCUUUUUUUGAUCCA
Molecule: messenger RNA, 2285 nt
Organism: Helianthus annuus (common sunflower)
Lineage: Eukaryota; Viridiplantae; Streptophyta; Magnoliopsida; Asterales; Asteraceae
Product: phosphatidylserine decarboxylase proenzyme 2
Exons: 21
Coding region: 195-2174 (659 amino acids)
Biological process (GO): phospholipid biosynthetic process
Molecular function (GO): calcium ion binding; phosphatidylserine decarboxylase activity
Source: RefSeq, a predicted model, not a curated record